This is a messenger RNA of Gavialis gangeticus (Gharial), 1887 nucleotides long. It is a transcript of the gene BCAT1, whose product is annotated as branched chain amino acid transaminase 1. NCBI's taxonomy places the organism in Eukaryota, Metazoa, Chordata, Crocodylia, Gavialidae. The coding region runs from base 63 to 1226 and encodes 387 amino acids. Gene Ontology annotation, biological process: L-leucine biosynthetic process; L-valine biosynthetic process. The record is from RefSeq and is a predicted model, not a curated record. Gene Ontology annotation, cellular component: mitochondrion. The transcript is spliced from 11 exons. Gene Ontology annotation, molecular function: branched-chain-amino-acid:2-oxoglutarate transaminase activity.
UCCGCGCGGGGCCGGCGGGCGGGUUGGCGCAUCCGGCCCUGCGCAGGCUUGCUGUCCCCAGCAUGAUGAAGGGCUGUCAGACAGAGUGCCUAGCUGGAGGGUGUACAGGGGGAACCAUGAAGCAAAUGACUGAAUCUUUCAAGGCUGAAGACUUAAUUAUUACCCCGGCAACUACUUUCAAGGAAAAACCAGACCCCAAUGGUUUGGUGUUUGGAACUGUGUUCACAGAUAACAUGUUGACAAUCGAAUGGUCUUUGGCUUCAGGAUGGGAGAAACCUCAUAUUAAGCCUCUUGAGAAUCUUUCGUUACAUCCAGCCUCAUCAUCUCUCCACUAUGCUAUGGAACUGUUUGAAGGAAUGAAAGCUUACAGAGGAGUGGAUGGUAAAAUCCGCCUGUUCCGCCCCAUGCUCAACAUGGACCGGAUGGCACGGUCAGCAAAGCGAGCCACGCUGCCAUGUUUUGAUAAGCAUGAACUCCUAGAUUGUAUCCGGAAGCUUGUGGAAGUGGAAACAGAGUGGGUCCCCUACUCAACCUCCGCCAGCCUGUACAUCCGCCCUACGUUGAUUGGAAUAGAGCCUUCUCUUGGAGUCAAGAAGCCAACUAAAGCCCUGCUGUAUGUCAUACUCAGUCCUGUGGGCCCUUACUUUGCAAGUGGAAGCUUUAAUCCAAUAUCCUUGUGGGCAGAUCCAAAAUAUGUAAGAGCCUGGAAAGGAGGAACUGGGGACUGCAAACUGGGAGGGAAUUAUGGUUCUUCUGUUUAUGCCCAGCAUGAAGCCAUAGAACAAGGGUGUCAGCAGGUUUUGUGGCUGUAUGGAGAAGAUCAUCAAAUAACUGAAGUUGGAACUAUGAAUCUGUUCCUGUACUGGAAAAAUGAAGAUGGAGAAGAGGAGCUGGCAACUCCACCAUUGGAUGGCAUCAUUCUUCCUGGAGUGACAAGACAGAGUAUUUUGGAUUUGGCACGCCUGUGGGAAGAAUUCAAAGUGUCCGAGCGGUACAUCACCAUGAGUGAUCUGACAACUGCCUUGGAGGAAAACAGAGUGAAGGAGAUGUUUGGUGCUGGGACUGCUUGUAUUGUAUGUCCCAUUUCUAAAAUAUUAUACAAGAAUGAGAAUUUGCACAUUCCAACUAUGGAGAAUGGACCUCAGCUGGCCACUCGCUUCUUAAACAAGCUGACUGAUAUCCAAUAUGGGAGAGAAGACAGUGACUGGGCAAUGCUGGUGUCAUGAGCACAAAGCGGGAGAAGACUGGACCUUCCAUACACUAAAGACGAGCCAAACCAUUACACACAAAUGAUGACCAACUUACCUAAUGGCGUAUGAGUAGUGUAGUCUUGUCACCUUGAUCCCCAAGAUAUUUGUUUCUCUAUGCCAGGGAAUGUGAACACAAUCAUUUUGAUUUUUACUAUAAUCUUGUUAGUAGAGGCGUCUCUUCUCUUUUAGGGGUGCUAGAUGUAAGCAAUAGAACUUUUCCUAGUGGUUUUCUUAGUGCCUCUUUGUGUCUUAUGUACAGUCCAAAAACUUGUAAAAUACUUUUCAACUGCUCUUCAGUGUCUUUUUUUCCUCUCCCAAUUACUGUCACUGCCACCACCAGAGUUGACUGCUAUAUAAAGAACAGUCCACUGUUUGGGGGCCUGUUAAUAUCUCUUUGUUUGUGUGCUCAGCUGUUGAAUACCUUUUAACCUUUACAUUUUCCCCCUUCUUUUACUAUAUUUGGGUGGCAGGUUCCUCUCUUGAAUUUCCAGAACUCUUAAUAUUCUCCCUCAUUUUUAUUCUGCCAAAACACAGCAUCAUUUUUUAAAUCCCAUGACAGAGCAUGCACUCCUUCAGAAUGAGGAUAUAUUCAGUCCCAGAGCAUAACAACAUAGGAUGCUUACAGAAGUAGAAAAAA